UCUAUCAACCGAUGACAGUCUCUCUCCUAUUUAUUUGCUUAUAAACCUGUUACAAUAAAUGAUCAUUCGAACCGCGUCACGCGCACCUUUAACGACGAAGGCGCAAACCACUUUUUGAUGAAUGACUUUCUGGAGCAGAGAGGAUGCGCGGGUCAUUUUGAGCAGUCAUUCGUUGCCCACACUGGCAUUCCUCUGUUUUUAGCUUCCAGCUCAUAAAGGUGUUAUAUUAUUUAGAGGCGGCAGCUGAGCUGAAUGCGGAUUAGAUCCGCCACCAGUCAUCGGAGCACCAGCCCUGGGACUUUGGAUAUUUUCUGCACGACUUCAUGAUGGAGAGGAUAAGAAAAGAAAUGAUUCUGAUGGAAAGGGGACUACACAGUCCAGUGGCAGGAAAGAGGCUCUCUGACUCGGCCGGGAACGCGGUGCUUGAGGCCCUGGAAAAUUCUCAGCACGCAGGUCGCCUCAGUCCGAGAAUAACUUCAGCCUCGCUACACGGUAAUCUCGGGGAUAUUCCCACCAAAGGCAAAUUCGAAAUCGACAGCUUAUUCGGAAACCACCACAACGACAAUACCUCCUCCACAGAGGUUUCAUCCUCCGAAAACAGGAAGAAAAUAAACCUGUACCCUGAAGUUUCUCCUGACUCCGAUAUGAACAGCGAUGUGGAAGUGGGUUGCCCGUCUCAUCGCUCACCGAGCAGUCUCAGCCAACAGAAGGAAAACAAUAGCAAAGGUUUUUCGGACAACAAUUCAGGGACCUUCAAUUCAAGUUCAUCAUCUCUGUCGAAUAUGAACGGCUCCAUCAGUAACUCCAGCAGCUCGAGCGCGGAUCAGGUGAGGAGAUACCGGACUGCGUUCACCAGAGAACAAAUCGGAAGACUGGAGAAAGAAUUUUACAGGGAAAACUACGUCUCAAGACCCAGGAGGUGUGAACUGGCCGCUGCAUUAAACUUACCCGAAACAACAAUAAAGGUGUGGUUUCAGAAUCGACGAAUGAAGGACAAGCGGCAGCGGCUCGCCAUGUCCUGGCCACAUCCCGCCGAUCCCAGCUUCUACACCUAUAUGAUGACGCACGCGGCCGCCACCGGAAGUCUGCCUUACCCUUUUCAUUCCCACAUGCCACUACACUAUUACCCCCAUGUCGGUGUCACGGCAGCAGCUGCCGCGGCAGCCGCCUCAGGAGCCGCUUCUUCACCUUUUGCUACCUCUAUUCGUCCCCUUGAUACUUUCCGAGCGCUUUCUCAUCCAUAUUCGCGCCCAGAGCUGUUGUGUAGUUUCCGGCAUCCAGGACUAUACCAGUCACCGGCAGGUUUGAACAGCUCGGCGGCGGCGGCAGCGGCGGCGGCGGCGGCCGCUGCAGCAGUCAGUGCGCCUUCAGCUACCGGGCCGUGCUCAUGUCUCAGCUGCCACAGCAGUCAGGCCGCCAGCGCACUAGGCUCCAGGAGCACCAGCUCUGAUUUCACCUGCACGGCGUCCGGCCAGAGGUCCGAGAGCGGAUUUUUGCCAUACUCGGCAGCAGUUCUCAGCAAAACCGCGGUGUCCUCACCGGACCACAGAGAAGAGAGCGCGCUCAAUAGAUAGCUCAGUACUGGCAUACACUUUUUCAUUUGAAGCACAUGCAAUUAUUAUUACUAUUAUUAUUUUAAGUUUAAGGGACAGCAUUUCCCGUAAGGUCUAUAAUGCCCAGAAUUAUAUUUAAAAUACACUGCUACGGAUAUCGAAGGCCUUUUAAACACACAGUAGCUAUUAAAACUGUAAGUUAUAUAAUGAGCAAGGCGGUCAUUUUUUAUAGUUUUAUUAUUUUUAUUAAAGUAAUUCUUUUAUUUCUUAUUGUUAUUUAUUUUUUUUUAAAGUAUGCAAAUAUUAUUUUCGAUUAGAUUUGAUCACGUCGUGCAGUACAGAGAAUAUACACUGGUUGUGCCACUUAUUCAUUGGUUAAGGGACCAAGCGCAAGAUGAUGCUAUUCUGAAAAGUGCUGCUCGAGGGACUCUCCCUGAUCUGAGUGUGGCGAAUAAAACCUGCACUAGCGCUACAAUGUCAAUUCUGCUGUUAAUAAUGUGAAGAUUAUGACGAAAAUUUUCAAUCAUGUACCUUGAUAGACCUCCUUUGAAUGUGGAAAUGUAAGAAAGUUCCCGUUCUGAGACUCGCUGUCAAAGCAUAACAACCCGCUGUGGGAAGUCAUUAGACAAGAUAGACCUGGAGCAUUUCGCAUUGUUCUUGGUGUGUAGAUUGUACAGUAUUAAACGUGGUAUUCGUUACCUGAGAAUUCUUUUUUUAUAUAUAUAAUAAAAAAAAAGAAAAAAGGACAAAAAAAAAUCCCCUUUCCACCGAGUCCUAUUUCCAAUCUUGUUUUUGGGACGUUGGUGGGCCUGGGUAGAGUUUCUCUCAGAGAUGUUCCACUGACGCGAGCAGUCUCAUUAAAUCCAAACCGAUAUUUCCAUAAUACUCCCAGUAGAGACUCUUCACUCACAAUAUAAUGGGAUUAUCCACACAACCCCAAACUUCAGACAAAUUGCUCAUGCAUUUCUGUCUGCAUACAUUUAUUUUUAUUUAUUUAUUUUUUUUGUCACUGGGCGCAAUUCUGCCUUACAUAAAACCACAUUCAAAAAUAGCGAAAUAGCUUGUACAGAUCAAAUAGUGAGAUAUUUUGUCAUAACACGCAUUGUUACGUUUAAAAUGCAAUAAACCACGUUUUUUUUUUUUUUUUUACUUUCAUUUGAAAUUGUUGACUGCACAAAAAAACCUACCCCUUUUUAUUUAUUUAUUUAUUGUUAUUAUUAUUUAUUUAUGUGACUGGCUGGAUGUUUAUUUAAUGUUAGGAUUAAACCGUUUUUAUAGGUAGGCAACUCAAGGUACAGAACAAUUUAAAAGCGAAGAAACAUUAGGCCUCAAAUCAUGUUGCAAGACAUAAUUUUCACUCACUGUAUAUAAAGCAUAAUGCAUUUGCUGUUACCGUUUCAAAUGAAUGAAAAAAAAAAAUUCCGAGUUGUGGCGCGGGGCUGCCGUCUGUUCAAUAAAUGACAAAACUAAAAUCCCAGUGUUUUGCUCCUCUCCCAAGGGUUGUCGUGAAACACAACUCUGUACAUUACGUCUCUGUAUUUUACAUAUUGCCGACUGUAUGAAUUUUCAUAUUUUCACUUGAG
Carassius gibelio (silver crucian carp) is the source of this 3136-nucleotide messenger RNA. RefSeq names its product homeobox even-skipped homolog protein 2-like. Gene Ontology annotation, cellular component: nucleus. NCBI's taxonomy places the organism in Eukaryota, Metazoa, Chordata, Actinopteri, Cypriniformes, Cyprinidae. The record is from RefSeq and is a predicted model, not a curated record. The coding region runs from base 324 to 1574 and encodes 416 amino acids. The transcript is spliced from 3 exons. Gene Ontology annotation, molecular function: RNA polymerase II cis-regulatory region sequence-specific DNA binding; DNA-binding transcription factor activity, RNA polymerase II-specific. Gene Ontology annotation, biological process: regulation of transcription by RNA polymerase II.